CAAAUCAAUUUUUGGAAUCUAAUACAAAUAAUUCAUCACAAUCUAAUAUUAAUCCUAAUGAUGAUAAACAAAUCCCAUCAUUUAAAGAAUUUUUACAAGUAGAUAUGGAAGAAAAAGCUGAAGGCAAAUUUCUAGAACAAUUAAAUAAUUUUAAAGCUGAAGCAAUAAAUAUAAAACAUAUAUCUCAUUUAUCAA
Molecule: messenger RNA, 195 nt
Organism: Racocetra fulgida
Lineage: Eukaryota; Fungi; Glomeromycota; Glomeromycetes; Diversisporales; Gigasporaceae
Source: the annotation of a GenBank genome assembly